AUGAUUGAGGAAGGGCUGAACCUGACGCUGGCCGGCUGGGGCGCGACGGCGAGCGGCUUAUUCAACGACCACCUCCAGAAGGGGAUCGUGCAUCCCGUGCCGGAGGAUGUCAGCUGCCCAGAGGUCGACGACUUUUUGGACCUGAACACUCAAUUCUGCGCCGGCAAGGACAGAGACGACGCCACCGUGUGUCAAGUAGGGUAUCCAGUCUAUUUUCAGGACUGAUGUAA
Darwinula stevensoni is the source of this 230-nucleotide messenger RNA. NCBI's taxonomy places the organism in Eukaryota, Metazoa, Arthropoda, Ostracoda, Podocopida, Darwinulidae. The record is from the annotation of a GenBank genome assembly.